Molecule: messenger RNA, 387 nt
Organism: [Torrubiella] hemipterigena
Lineage: Eukaryota; Fungi; Ascomycota; Sordariomycetes; Hypocreales; Clavicipitaceae
Source: the annotation of a GenBank genome assembly
AUGAAAAACCUAUUUGUCAUCCUCAAGGGAGGCCACACCAACCGCAGUACCUCGUCGUCCAGUGCAAUUUCGAGCAGCGUCGAGGAGAUUUGGUACUGGCGUGUCCUUGUGGACGGUGAAAUGUUUGAGCUGCCUCAUACGGAUCGGCCCAUCAUCAGUGCUAUUUGCAAGCCUCUUACUGUCGCAAUCGGUUCCAUAGAUAUCCCAGGCCAAAAAGUACUCGCCCUCUUUCGUAAUAUCAGUCCUUUCGUAAUACCGAUACUGAGUGUGAUCCGUCGCAUUGGGAAACGCAAGGCGAUCAUCCCCCUGGCUUGCAGUCCCGUCUUUGUCGUAGGUCUCUCAGUGCCCAAAUCGGAAGGUGAGCAGCACAUUAAGCACUGGCGAUAG